CGCCACGUCGGCAGUACAGCAGCUGAACAGAGAGCUGCUGCUGCUGCGUAGCUCAGCCUGAAGUUACAGAGCUGACUCAUGAAAUACUGACAGAAAGAUCAUUCAGAAAACCUGCCGAGGAGAAGAAGAAGAAGAGAAGAAGAGGAGAAGAAGAAGAGAAGUGAGCAGGUUUUCUCCUCCAGAGAGAGAUAAAUCUUUAUUUCCAGCAGAGUUUCCAGUCGGAGGUGAUCACCAGCUGCUGUGUGUCCAGGUGUGUUAGUGGGAGAACACUGGGAACACUGGGAACAAUGGUGAAGAAUGUGAACAGCGUGAACGUGGAGCCCCAGCCAGGGACCAGCGUGGCCCCGGAGGAGGCCGAGCCCGUCGACAUGCAGCCCUCGGAGGAUCCCGGUAAGGACCACACGGCGCCGGCUCCCGGCAUGAUUUGGCGAGUGGGCGGCGGCCUCUUCAACGUCACCAAGGGCGUGGUGGGCGCGGCGGUGGGCGGGGUGGCCUGGGUGGGCGGCAAGAGCCUGGAGAUCACCAAGACGGCGGUGACCACGGUGCCGUCCAUGGGCGUGGGGCUGGUGAAGGGCGGCGUGUCGGCCGUGGCCGGCGGCGUCUCCUCCGUCGGCUCCACCGUCGCCAACAAAGUCCCGUUCACGGCCAAGAGGAAAGACAAGGCCGAGUGAAGAGGACGAAGAGGAUUGAUGAUGAUGAUGAUGAUGAUGAUGGACUUUGCCCCGCCCUGAGCCAGCAGAGAGCGCCGAUCUCUGCCCGCCAAUCAAAACUCCACCGUGCCUUCUGAUGCUCGCCGUCGCCACGCAGACAUCCAGACGCUGAAACAUCCAGACGCUCGACGAAGCAGAUUCACCAGAAAACAAACGAUGAAAACAUUUCCGCUCCUCUUCCUCCUCGUCCGUCUGCAGGUGAAUCUCUGGACGCGGAUCCUCUUCAGCUCGUGGUCGACUUCAUGAAUAUUUUUAUUAUUCUGUUUACAAUCCGAGAGGCUGCCAUCCUCUUUUUCCAAACUACACAUAUUUAGUGAAGUGUUUCUGAAUUAAAAUGCUGAUUUUUAGUGUUUUUUUUUUUCUUUUUUGCAAAGGUAUUGAAGUUAAAAUGUGUGUGAGAAGAAUAGUGUGUUGAGAGAAAAGGGAUGUGAUCUGUCUGAGCUGGUUUUCCUCCUGGAGGAGCCCGAGGCCCAGCUUCAUGUAGGAACACUUCUCUGAAACACAAUCUGAGCGCUCCGGCUCCGGGCUCACCUCUGUCUUUUCACAGCUGCGUUAUUAUUAUUAUCCACAUGUUUUCUUUUCAGUGUGAAAUGUUAAAAUGCUGCGUUGGACCUUGAAAAGUUGGGGGGAAAGGAAAAAAAAAAAAAAGAUUUAAAGAAACAUUCAGCAGCGUUUCACGGCUGUUUUAGAGGAAAAGUGCCUGAUGUUGUCUGAGCUGUUCAGUCAGUAAAGGUGGAAGUGAACCUUUAUUCUGAAAGGAACUCUGCUGCGCUGCAGGCGACAAUCCAGAACGUUUAUAUGCAAUAUCAGCAUUUCAAUGCAACAUGUGGAGAGAGCGGAGCCGUUGCAGAUGGGACUCAUCUAUGUGAAUCUGUGUCUUUAUGUGUUUGUUUUCCCAAUAUAUCAAUAAAGUAGUUUGGAAGUUUAAA
This is a messenger RNA of Centropristis striata (black sea bass), 1639 nucleotides long. RefSeq lists its product as uncharacterized. NCBI's taxonomy places the organism in Eukaryota, Metazoa, Chordata, Actinopteri, Perciformes, Serranidae. The coding region runs from base 288 to 671 and encodes 127 amino acids. The transcript is spliced from 3 exons. The record is from RefSeq and is a predicted model, not a curated record.